Messenger RNA from Stereum hirsutum FP-91666 SS1, 719 nucleotides. RefSeq lists its product as uncharacterized. The record is from RefSeq and is a predicted model, not a curated record. Lineage: Eukaryota; Fungi; Basidiomycota; Agaricomycetes; Russulales; Stereaceae. The transcript is spliced from 3 exons. The annotation marks the transcript as partial.
CGAAACAUCUCCUCUUCGCGCUACCAACCUACUCAAACCUCUUCAACUCUUCCUCAUACUCGUACUCAUACUCUCUAUCUCAAUGGACUCCUUCGUCAACACCGUCGCCUCUAUCCCCGCUGCCUCUUCGGAGUCCCAGCCAAUCAGCUCAUACCCCGUCGAAUCCGAAUCCGGGGGAGGCAACUCGACCUACUGCGUCAUUGCCUGAAUACAUUCAACCACCCACCUUAUCCAUCAUCGUUUGUUCUCUUAUUACGGGUUGCUAAUCAUGCAUAUGACCUCACGACCUAUCAUUAUUAACACCGUCUGACAACCUUUCGACGUUCAUGACCGCGCUACCACAAUACCUUUUGCUUACUUGGAUGGUUUAUUUCCUCUGGAGCUGAGACGAGAUGAGAGCAGGGAGACGGGGAGAGCAGAGUAGUACAUCACCGAUCGCCUUUCGAUUAUUUCUUUUUUUUUUUUUGCUUCCUUUACUUUUUGUGCUGACAAUUACUCAACUCGCACGCCCAACCACUACCAGUACUGUACUGAUACAUAUCAUCACCCCCGCAGCCCUUCGUGUUUGCUUAGUUCACAACCUUCGCCUUCUCUGACCCCCUUUUUAGUUUUUUCUUCGUUUCUGGGAUUUUGGACGAUCUCUUUUGUAUGCAGGUGACGGUGAUGGGAGAGGAGUCCUCCAGAGCACUAGUUCAAUGGUAGCAAAAACUGCUGAAACA